UAAACGAUCCUCCCGCCGACUAGUAGACAGCUUCUCGCAAUGUUCUCCGUUCCUUUAACGAUCGAACUGCCUUCGAUCCUCUUCGUGGUUCUCCAACCAAAAAAAGUAUUCCCUUAUAUACUACCCUGUCUCGUUCUCCAUUCCAUUAAGUAUUGGCAUUGGACACAGCUCGAUCUUCCUCGCGGUACUCGCCGCCUUCCUCCAGGCUCCAUCGACGUCGUAACCUUCGAUCGUUUACUCGAUUCUUAAGUCCACAGCUAUCUGCCGUGUCACUCUACUCACUCGACGUACGAAUCUGUGCUUGAAGAUCCGAAGAGGAACGGCGUUUCAAGUUCGCGAUGUAUCUCAUACGCGACAGGAGUCGUGUCAACGAACGCACUGUAUCAUCUUGUUUGACCCUCCGGCUCCGACUGCUAUCGUGGCACCAUUCUUUCUUUUUCUUUAAUUUCCUUGUGACCUUGUCACCUUACAGGUUUUUUGUGCCAGCGAAGUGGAAUACAUUUGGGAUCGUACCCCCCGUCCAUAGGUCGAGAGAGCUGUCCCGUGCUCUUCGUCUCUCUCGCUCUCGUCCCUUCGUCUCGUCCUCCUCUAGGUUAGCCAGUGAAUCAUCUUCAACGACCCCCUCCUCUGGGAUCCGGGCAGAAGACUCUUAAGGGGGCCCACAGCGCAGCGCGAGGCCAGUCCGAGAACGCGACCCUAACACUUACAUCCGGUGUAUUCCGAGAGUCGGAAAUCGGAAACGGAAACGGAAACGACUGCUUGAUCGAUUAAUCGACACACGGCACACCAUUAUGAAGAUCACCUUGUUGCUGCUCGUCGUCGCUGCUUUCGCCUCAGCUCAAAGGAUCACAACGAUCCAGCUUGAUGGCGUGCAAUACUUCGUGUCGAGGAUGAAUCCGUACAGUCCCGAACUGAACUACUUCCUGGCCUAUCAGUACUGUCGGUCCCUAGGCCUUCAAUUAGCCUCCUUCGAGACGAAGGAAAAGGCCGACACGAUGACGCAGUACCUGAAGAACGCCGGCUACGUGAAGUACGACUUCUGGACAUCCGGCAACAAGUUGGGCACGGACAUGUUCCUCUGGAUGAGCACGGGUCUACCGUUCAACGCCACAUUUGACUAUAUGUUGAGACGACCUGGCAACAGACCUGCGGACGUUCCGCCAGGCACCGAACCUCAACGAGUAGCACGGGAAAGCGGUGACAGUGGCAGCGCGGACGGAUGUGUCGCGAUGGUAGCGCCUACGUUAGCGUGGGAGGCUCAGGACUGCACGUUGGUCAAGGAUUUCAUCUGCGAGCAAACGAGAUGCUACUACUACAACUACGGCAGCAUUCCAGUCUCUGCGACUCAGGGAAACCGGAGACCCUACAUAACAACCACCACGGCGCCAGCAGCCAGCGAUGACCAGGUCGACGAGGAACACAACGAGGAAAGCAACGCCGGCAAAAACGACGAACAAGAUAGCAGCGGCAUAGACGAGAACGCAACACCAGAAGAGGAUAGUUCCGUCGACGAUAAGUCACCUGAAGACCCGGUCGUCAGCAGGCUGAUUACCACGGCCGUUCCCGCGUCUGAUAACAAACAGUCAGCUGUAACACCGUCCGCGUCGUCUCCGGUGAUCAACGAGGAACACGAGGAACAACAACCGACAGAGUUGGACAACAGCAGACCGGAUCAUCUUCCGGACAUCACGAGCCUCUUCACCGACAGUCCCGCGCCCCAGGCGAGGAAGGACAACGUGUUCGAGGGUUUGCAAACCCGAGCAGUUCAUCGUUCCUCCCUGCGCUCGGCAUCGGACAUGAAGGUCGAGCAUCGAGAAACACCGGAUUAUUUCGAGGCUCGCGGUGAAACCGAAUCGCCUAAUAACGGACUUGAAGACGCUCACACGGUCGGUCCUUACGACACCCCUCAGGAUUAUUACGACCGUUUAGUGAACGAUCAAGCGGAGACGGGCGAAUCGUCUAUGAUGAAGGAUCAGGACAACGACAGCAGCACGAUCCUGCCAGAAGCGGAACCGGCCUACAGGUACAACAUCAAAGUGCGCACCAACGGCAAAGUAUUAGAUCCUCCGUCCAAGUAACGCUUUAACUAUUUACAUUAGGCAUCGUCGCGUUCUAUACUAUAUAUUUCGUUGAUAGGCGAAGAGCGUGGGAGUUUCUCGAGGUACAGUCAGGUUGUACGGUGAAUUGAAUUUCGUCGUUCCAAAGGAGAGGAUAUUGAAUUUCGUAUGAAAUCUGUCCGACUAAUAUUUUCUAUUACCUUCUGUAUAUACACGUCCAUUGUUUCGAUGAGUUUUUGUACCUAAUAUUCUUGUAACGAGAAGCUUAGCAUUAACGAAAGACGAGGAAACUUACCGUACAACCUGGCAAAUAUAUUUUAUGUUAAUGUCACGUGUAAUACCGCGAAAGCAUCAAACGCGCAAGCGCGAGUAAUUGUAUUACAAGCUCGGGGAUGGAGAUAUUUGUUUUAAAUCCAUCUUUCAUUCAUUCGUUCCAAUUUCCAUUUGAAAUUCCCGAGCUAAUGUUUGUCGGAUUCCUUAACGAUCGCCGGGGUUGUUCAGUCGUCGGAAAAUAUAAUAGUAAAUCAAGUGUGAUCUAAGAUUGGAAAUAUAGAUUUGGAAACGAUCGGAGAAGGUUCUUUUUCCGACGUCAAUCUCCGACGAUAGCCGACGUCGUUCUCGCAAGGGUAUUCAACUGGAUCAUAUUCGAUUCGACCUCCUUAAUCUCAUCGGUGGCACCGGCGGACGCAAUAUCGCAUCCACAAUUUUUUUUUUCUUUAUCUUUGUUUAUCAUUUAACACUAUUUUUCUCUUGUAGAUGCUAGAUGACAAUAACAUAUAUACAAAUGAGUAUACAUACACACGCACACAGAUACACGAAUGUGAGGACUCGUCUGCGUAGGAUCUCAGGCAUUAUGCACGAUAAACUAUUACUUUAUCUCAUUAAUUGUUUCUUGUUUAUAAGGAUAACAUUUGAAUCAUCAUCAUCAUCGUCAUCGGUGUAGGGUUGGGAGUCCGCCAGUGCCACGAAACAUUUCAUGCAUUAUCGAUGUAAUAAUCAUCCGUAGUUAACGUAAUUAUCUCGCACGUACGUCCGCAAGAUGAAACGUUUCGUAGCUCAAUCGAUUCGAUCUCGAUUCUUAAUGCUGUCGAUUCGAACACCUCACUCGAUACAGUUCGAUUACAAUCAGAGAAUUUAGGAUAGUCGAACACUAAGUUGUCUGACGAUGAAGAUUACGUGAAUCGCAACGUUUCGGUCAUCCAGACGUACGACAAUCGACAUACGCGUAUCACGAAAUGAUUAUCUGAUUGGUUGGUUGAAAAUCAUAGUGAUGCAAGUCGAAGAAAUUUAGUAGAUCGAUAUCAAAGGUUGAAGCAUUUGGAGGAAUUGAACUGAUGGAUUGUUUCAUUUAAUUAUGAAACUAAAACGAUUAAUGCAUAACUAUGAUUAUCAACCUUUCGAUCGCCACGAUAAAUUCAACGACGAUUCAUGGAUCAUGAAUAUCAUUUUACGUAUCACAGCGUGAAUGUGCAACUUGUGUAAUUGAAUAUUAAUAAAUGUACGAAAUAGAA
Molecule: messenger RNA, 3568 nt
Organism: Ceratina calcarata
Lineage: Eukaryota; Metazoa; Arthropoda; Insecta; Hymenoptera; Apidae
Gene: nw
Product: narrow
Exons: 4
Coding region: 792-2078 (428 amino acids)
Source: RefSeq, a predicted model, not a curated record